AUGUACCAUGAGAAAUCAAGUUACGAAAUCGCGAAAAUAAUAUGGUCUGCAUUGGCAGUAGUUUUCAUCCUGAGCGUAGAAGUGAGAGGGCAUGGUAGACUAAUAGAACCUCCUUCACGCGCUUCUGCUUGGCGAUUCGGUUUCGAUACACCACACAAUUACAAUGACCACGAACUCUACUGCGGGGGCUUCACCAGACAAUGGAACAGGAACAAUGGUAAAUGCGGAGUCUGUGGUGACGCUUGGGAUGCGCCUAAACCACGUGCGCACGAACUAGGAGGGCGCUUUGGCCAAGGUGUCAUUGUCCGCAAAUACGCUCCCAGAGACGUCAUCAUUAUUAAAAUCGAAUUAACCGCAAGUCAUAACGGAUUCUUUGAGUUUCGCGUUUGCGAAGACCCUCGAGGUGAACAAGAUUGCUUAGACAAACAUGUGCUUUUACUCGACGGGAGACAUGACUCAAAGUACUACCCCAGGGAAGGUAACAAAAUUUACGAAAUGAAGUACCAGUUGCCAGAAGGCUUGGAAUGUUCACAUUGCAUCCUGCAAUGGAGGUAUAUUGCUGGUAACAAUUGGGGUACAUGUGCAAAUGGUACAGGAGCAGUUGGGUGCGGUCCCCAAGAAGAAUUUAGAGCAUGUGCAGAUAUUGCUAUCGGCGAUAAAUUCACCACAACGACGAAGCGGCCGAGGCCCACUUAUGUGCCACCCAGCAGACGCCCCACUACGCCAAUCCCAGAAGAAACAUCUGGAAGCGCUUGGUACGGCGUCGUUGUCGCAAUUAUCACGUUGCUCAUCGCUCUCGUAUUGCUGGCGGGAGUCUACUUGUACUUCUAUGGAGGUGGUGUGAGAAUAAAGAGCUUGUUAAAAUCCAAAGCUGCCCCUCCCGCACCUGUUCCACCUCCAAGACACAAAAAGUUGUCGUUAUCUAGAGAAAAUCCGCCGAUAAUCUCAUCGCCUAAAUUAAUAUCGGAGUCAGGAUUUGAAACUGUGGAUUUACGGAAGUAA
Molecule: messenger RNA, 1002 nt
Organism: Pieris macdunnoughi
Lineage: Eukaryota; Metazoa; Arthropoda; Insecta; Lepidoptera; Pieridae
Source: the annotation of a GenBank genome assembly